Molecule: messenger RNA, 670 nt
Organism: Paramecium sonneborni
Lineage: Eukaryota; Ciliophora; Oligohymenophorea; Peniculida; Parameciidae
Source: the annotation of a GenBank genome assembly
UAUAUAUUAUGAAAAACAAUCAUCAUCGAAGAACAAAAUCAACUGGCAAUUACUUUUCUAAUUAAUGUGAAUUUCUUGUUAAAGAUGAUUAUGAUGAUUAUGAUGAUACGAAUGAAACAAGUGCAAUUAUUAAAAAAAUAUAACAAUAACCUAUUCUGCAUCAUUAGAUAGUUGAAAAACUUGACGAUUAAAAUUAUGGAUUGUUCAAUACUAUGUUUAAUUUUGGUUAAAUGAAGUAUAAACCAAAACAUUCCAUAGACUUAAGCACAAUUACAGAGUGCAGUUGUAAUGAAUUCAUAAUAUUAAUAGCUACACCUUCAGCUAAAGAUGCUUAACCUAAACACAGGAAAUGUGGUAGCCAAUAAUAAUAAGUGAAAUAAUAACCGAUAAGUCAUAAUCAUAGUCAAAGUCUUCAAAUUCAACUGCUUGAAUAAGAAUUGUAAUAAAUGAAGGCUUAAUAAGCUCAAAUAUAAAAUGUGAAUAUGAUGCUCAUUAUUGAAAUUCAUAAAUCGAGAUAAGAGCUCUAAAUAUCUUAAUAAGUACAAUCUCACUUUCAUAUUAGAAAAAUGAACUUAUACUUUAAAGAAUAAGAAAACUAGAAAAGAUGUUAAGAGAUGAUUAAAAAUUAUCCUGUACAACUAACGACAGUCUUGAAUUUUUCUGAAAAAAG